AUGGCGGCUUGGCCGGAGAUACAGAGUGUUAUUAAAGAUAAUAGGUAUGAAUUGAUAUUAUCUGGAAAUUCUGUUUCUGACAGAAUAAAAAAAAAUAAUUUGAGUGACGAGUUAUUUUCAUGUAAAAGCUUAAACUUUCUUCAAAUAUCUGACACAUGUCUCCAUGAAAUUUCGCCGAAAAUCAAAAUGCUUGAUAACCUCACUUCUUUAGUUUUACAUUCGAAUAAUUUGAGUAAAUUAUGUCCAGAAAUCGGUUGUUUAAUCAAAUUAAAGUUUUUGAAUGUAUCGAACAAUAAUAUCGAAGAAUUACCUUCCGCAAUAGGAAAAUUACAAGCACUGACUUCGUUAAAUGUUAGCUCUAAUAAAAUUUCUGAAAUUCCGGACUUGACUAAUAAUACACAGUUAAGCACAGUAGAUUUUUCUCACAAUACUUUGACUGAAAUGACGCAAUUAUGUAAUAAUCAGUUGAUUCGGCUGUCUGAAAUACAUUUAAAAAAAAACUACAUUAAAGUGAUACCACCAGAAAUUAACGUUUUAACGGCGUUGAAAUUUUUGGAUGUAAGCAGCAAUGAAAUAACCCAAGCCACCGGAGAGCUAACAGACAUUUCUAAAUUGAAAGAUGUCAAUUUACAAGGAAAUCCUUUAUCCGACAAAAGGCUUGCCAAAUUAGUGAUUCAGGGUAAAUCAAAACCAAUAUUAGAUUACAUAAAAGAACAUGGUGUUAGAAACAGUGAAAAAGAUGAAAAUGCCAAAGGGAAAAAGGGCAGAGUUAGAAGAAAAACAAAAAACAGCGAAGGAGAAAAUCUUGAACAAAGUAUUUCUUGCAAGUACAAAUUAAAAAUAGUCAAGUCUGAUGAUCCAUGCAUUGUAAAACAGGCAAAAUUUGCCAAAGAAGUCAGACCGCAUUUUUUAGCAUGUGUCGUUAAAAACAUAUCGUGGGAUUUGGAAACUGUUAAAAAAUUUUUACAACUUCAAAACAAAAUGCACGAUGGUAUUUGCGACAAGAGAAAUUUUGCCACUAUCGCAACACAUGAUCUUUCUUUGUGCAAAGGUAGAAAUUUCCUUUACACUGCUCUCUCUCCUGAAGGAUUUAAAAUCAUACCCCUGUCGAGAAAUAAAGAAUUCACCGGAAAAGAAUUAUUUCUUCAAUUGCAACAAGAAGCAGAAGCUUUGAGAAAGGAAAAAAAGAGAAACACAUAUUCGGGGAUUCAUAAAUAUCUGUAUCUUUUAGAGGACAAACCGUUGUAUCCUUGUUUAUUGAAUUCGGAAAACACGGUGAUUAGUUUUCCUCCUCUAACAAACUCCGAUUCGACCAAGGAAUUAUUAAUUGAAGUCACGUCAUCGAAAUCUCAAAGCAAUUGCAAAAAAGUUUUAGAUUCCCUAUUGAAACAAAUGUUACAAAGUGGAAUCGCCACGACGUUCGACGAAGAAUGUUUCACUAUGACGGUCGAACCCGUACGCGUGGAAGAUCCCGAAGGAACUUUGAUCGUUUCUUAUCCAUCGAAAAUCGAUUUAGAAUUCGAAGAUGACACGAUUCAAAUAAUCAGAACAACUUGA
This is a messenger RNA of Pediculus humanus corporis (human body louse), 1557 nucleotides long. RefSeq names its product phenylalanyl-tRNA synthetase beta chain, putative. The transcript is spliced from 5 exons. The record is from RefSeq and is a predicted model, not a curated record. The coding region runs from base 1 to 1557 and encodes 518 amino acids. NCBI's taxonomy places the organism in Eukaryota, Metazoa, Arthropoda, Insecta, Psocodea, Pediculidae. Gene Ontology annotation, molecular function: protein binding; phenylalanine-tRNA ligase activity. Gene Ontology annotation, biological process: phenylalanyl-tRNA aminoacylation.